AUGGGUGGUAGGCGAUAUGAAGCCCGACGACUUUGGAGGAUGUUUCACGUGAAGUUGACUUCCGACAGCAGUCGAAGGGAGGCUCAAGCAAAUCUGUGGAGAGGUACCUCCAAUUUUCAAGUAAAGGAGCUCGAGACGACCGCAGCGCAUACACCUGUGUUUUUCCGCAAUGAAAAUGAUGCUCACACGGAGUUUUAUGAAAAAGAAAAAGAAAGUAUUGAUCGGAAACAGGAUGAUGUUGUGGGACUAAAACAAGCACUUAAAGUUGCAAAGGAUCGAUUUGAAGAAAAUAUUAUUCUUGCUGAAAAACAUAAAACAGAGAAGGAUGAAAAUAAUGAUAUGAAAAGUCAAGUUGGUCAACUCAUGAACCAAGUGCAAGAGCAUAAAUUACAGUUACAACAACACGAUUCAACAGUUGAAUAUUUACAGGACAGAGGAGUGGACUCUGCAGAUCUGAUCUCAUUUCUGCUAGAACUUAGCUUUCAUGUUACUGGCGAGGCAUAUAAUAUGAACACUUUAGAUGAGAUACAAAGGAUAACAGUUAAAGAUCUUGCAGACUUGGGAUUCAUCAAACUCCAGCAGGGGAGGAAAGAUAGUUGGUUCAUUCCUACAAAAUUGGCUACUAAUCUCUCUAUUAGCUUGUCAGAUGCACCAUCAAGGAAACAGGGAUUUGUUGUUGUGGAAACUAACUUCAGGGUAUAUGCCUACUCCACCUCUAAGUUGCAUUGUGAAAUCUUGAGACUUUUUGUCAGAUAA
This is a messenger RNA of Lactuca virosa, 756 nucleotides long. The record is from the annotation of a GenBank genome assembly. NCBI's taxonomy places the organism in Eukaryota, Viridiplantae, Streptophyta, Magnoliopsida, Asterales, Asteraceae.